Echinops telfairi (small Madagascar hedgehog) is the source of this 1295-nucleotide messenger RNA. It is a transcript of the gene ETFA, whose product is annotated as electron transfer flavoprotein subunit alpha. Gene Ontology annotation, molecular function: electron transfer activity; flavin adenine dinucleotide binding. The transcript is spliced from 12 exons. The coding region runs from base 47 to 1048 and encodes 333 amino acids. NCBI's taxonomy places the organism in Eukaryota, Metazoa, Chordata, Mammalia, Afrosoricida, Tenrecidae. The record is from RefSeq and is a predicted model, not a curated record. Gene Ontology annotation, cellular component: mitochondrion.
UUCCCGGUUGCCGUGAGCUUGCGGUGGGCGGACGGGAACAGACAGCAUGUUCCGAGCGGCAGCCCCUGGGCAGCUGCGGCGGGCGGUUUCCUUGCUACGAUUUCAGAGUACCCUGGUAAUAGCCGAGCAUGCAAAUGAUACCCUAGCACCCAUUACACUAAAUACCAUCACUGCAGCCAAAAAUCUCGGAGGUGAAGUGUCCUGCUUGGUAGCUGGAACCAACUGUGACAAGGUGGCACAGGAUCUUUGCAAAGUAGCAGGUGUAGCAAAAGUACUGGUGGCCCAGCAUGAUGCCUAUAAAGGCCUCCUUCCAGAGGAGCUGACGCCAUUGAUUUUGGCAUCUCAGAAGCAGUUCAGUUACACGCACAUCUGUGCCGGAGCAUCUGCCUUUGGAAAGAACCUUUUGCCCAGAGUAGCAGCCAAACUGGAUGUUGCCCCAAUUUCUGACAUCAUUGCGAUCAAGUCACCUGACACAUUUGUGAGAACCAUUUAUGCAGGAAAUGCUUUAUGUACAGUCAAGUGUGAUGAGAAGGUAAAGGUGUUUUCCGUUCGAGGAACAUCUUUUGAAGCCGCAGCAACCAGCGGAGGCAGUGCCAGUUCAGAAAAAGUGUCAGGCACUUCACCGGUGGGGAUAUCAGAAUGGCUUGACCAGAAACUGACAAAAAGUGACCGACCUGAGCUAACUGGGGCCAAAGUGGUGGUAUCUGGUGGUCGGGGCAUGAAAAAUGGAGAGAACUUUAAGUUGCUGUAUGACUUGGCCGAUCAACUGCAUGCUGCAGUUGGUGCUUCCCGUGCUGCUGUUGAUGCUGGCUUUGUUCCCAAUGACAUGCAAGUUGGACAGACAGGAAAAAUAGUCGCACCAGAACUUUACAUUGCUGUGGGAAUAUCUGGAGCCAUCCAGCAUUUAGCUGGGAUGAAAGAUAGCAAGACCAUUGUAGCCAUUAACAAAGACCCAGAAGCUCCAAUUUUCCAAGUGGCAGAUUACGGACUAGUUGCAGACUUAUUUAAGGUCGUUCCUGAGAUGACAGAGCUACUGAAGAAGAAAUGAGUGCCCAUCUGCCUGAAGGAGGACGGCUGUCUGAGGUUCAGCUGGAGACAUAGGAGUCCGUGGAUGAACUGCACAUUGGAAAGCUUGAGCUGAAUUCCCUAAUUUGGGGGCAAAAAAAUGAAUCUAAGAGCUACCAAAAUGUUUUUUUAUAGGACGAUUCUAUUUUAAUUAAUUUUGGUUCCAAUAUUUAAAAAUUUUUUAACUCUGUAAUACAAUAUAAUAAAGCUUUUCCUUAGCUUUAAAACUA